This is a messenger RNA of Oryctolagus cuniculus (rabbit), 342 nucleotides long. RefSeq names its product dolichyl-diphosphooligosaccharide--protein glycosyltransferase subunit 4. The record is from RefSeq and is a predicted model, not a curated record. NCBI's taxonomy places the organism in Eukaryota, Metazoa, Chordata, Mammalia, Lagomorpha, Leporidae. Gene Ontology annotation, cellular component: oligosaccharyltransferase complex.
GCUUGGCCAGCGCUGGCACGACGGAGUUCCGGUCCAGGUCUCCUACCUCUGCGCUGUGUGGAGGCGGUGUAGGGUCCGAGGCGGGCGGGGCAGGAUGAUCACGGACGUGCAGCUCGCCAUCUUCGCCAACAUGCUGGGCGUGUCGCUCUUCCUGCUCGUCGUUCUCUAUCACUACGUGGCCGUCAACAACCCCAAGAAGCAAGAAUGAAAGUGGCGCUUUCUCCGCCCUCAGGGCUCCAGGACAUAGUCUGAGGCCACAUGGAGGGUGUGAGGGGCCUCCACACUUCAUCCCUCUGCCCAUCACAGCAUGCAAAGCAACUACACCUGGAGUUGUCCAAACAA